Endocarpon pusillum Z07020 is the source of this 1947-nucleotide messenger RNA. RefSeq lists its product as uncharacterized. The transcript has 4 exons. Gene Ontology annotation, molecular function: ATP binding; tyrosine-tRNA ligase activity; RNA binding. The record is from RefSeq and is a predicted model, not a curated record. NCBI's taxonomy places the organism in Eukaryota, Fungi, Ascomycota, Eurotiomycetes, Verrucariales, Verrucariaceae. Gene Ontology annotation, cellular component: cytosol; mitochondrion. Gene Ontology annotation, biological process: tyrosyl-tRNA aminoacylation. The coding region runs from base 1 to 1947 and encodes 648 amino acids.
AUGCCGCGCAGCGCAUCGUUACUUUCGACCCCUCGAUUAACCAAGCCACAUGUCUGCUUGUCGUGUCAACGGAAACUUUCAUACCCUGGGUCACAGCUGGCGCAAGCCCAGCAGAGACGAUGGAUCACUCGAAAUCAUAUCAGGAGGAUCAGGGAUGCGAUGCAGGACUGGGAGGAAAGAGCUGAAGCCAUCAGGAAUGGACAGAAGCAAAGCAUACUAGCUCUGCUGGAGGAGCGAGGCUUCGUCCAUCAGAUCGUUGGGUUGUUUACGCGCCAAGAUCUUGAUUACCUGCUCACGGAGCGUCGAGUUGGUGCGUAUGUCGGAGUGGAUCCUACUGCUCCAUCGCUCCAUGUGGGCCACUUAGUCCCAUUCAUGGCACUUGGAUGGCUUUAUAUUCAUGGAUAUCAAUCUACGUUCCUGCUGGGCGGAACCACCUCGAAGAUUGGUGAUCCUACUGACCGGCAGGCCGCUCGAGAAGACAAACGUCCCUCUGAACGCAAGAUGGCUCUUGCAAACAUGCACUUACAACUGAAGAGACUGGGUGCAACGAUGGAAGCAUAUGCCGGGAGGAGAGGCUAUGCACGAGAGUGGGCAUGGAGGAGAGAUGUCGCUAAUAACAGCAUGUGGUAUCAGAAGUUGACAUUGUCUGAGUUUAUGCGUGUCCUUGGAAGUGGAGCGCGCUUGGGACCACUUCUUGGGAGGGAUACAGUCAAGAACCGCCUUGAAAAUGGCACUGGCAUGUCUUACGCCGAAUUCUCGUACCCUCUACUGCAGGCAUGGGACUGGUGGGAGCUGUUCAGAAAGGGGACGCAGAUUCAAAUUGGCGGUGCUGAUCAGUUCGGCAACAUCUUGGCCGGAAUAGAGACCAUCAAGGCAAUGAAGAAAGUGGAGGCAGUACAUUUCGAGUCCGACGAAGCAUUCCAAGGCCACGUGGGUCACACCUUCACAGCCUCGAUGAGCAAGGCACCCAAAGACGGGGGCAAUAUCAAUGAGCCGAUAGGGUUCACUGUCCCGCUGCUCACAACCUCGGCAGGUGUGAAAUUUGGGAAGACUGCCGGUAAUGCUAUAUGGCUGGACCAGCAAAUGACCAGCACUUUCGAUCUGUACCAGUUCUUCCUUCGAUCCGCAGAUGCGGAUGUUGAGAAAUAUCUCAAGCUCUUUACCUUCCUACCCAUUCCAGAAAUUCAGAGCAUCAUGGAAGAGCAUCAGUUGGACGAGUCCAAGAGGGUUGCUCAGCACAAAUUGGCUGUUGAGUUUGUGGAACUCAUUCACGGGUUGGGCGCGGCUCAGAGUGCUCAGAAGCAACAUAUGACAAUGUUCGACAAAAACCUCACGGUAGACUCCGUACGUGCAUCCCAGCUUGAAGCGGAGGGCAAGGAAUCUCGAGCUCCUGGUGAUUGGAAUGUUCAACUCAACAAGUAUGCUAAGCCGACAAGUGCUGCUGAUACCCCUUCGACACAUAUGAAACUACCGCGUUCUCUGGUGGUGAAUCAGCCGUUUGCCAAAGUGCUUUGGUCUGCGGGUCUUGUAUCAUCAAGAGGUGAAGGGUCGAGGCUCAUCGAAAACAAAGGGUGCCACAUUGGCUCGAAGAUUGCGCGUGGCGCUACCACGGCUCAAAUGGGUGAUUAUUUGGCAUUUACUCCCUUGACAACUACAAAGCCGUCAGAAACCGGGAACUACCUCAUAGACGGAGAUCUCCUAAUCCUCAGAAUAGGAAAGUGGAAGAUGAAAUUCAUUACUGUCAUUAGCGAUGAAGAAUACCAACAAGCCGGGCUCACGUGUCCUGGGUGGAAAGAGGGUGAUGAUGCUGGGAGGGAGGAUUAUAAACAAGUACAGCGAGAAACCAUGGAUUUCAGAGCCGAGAGGAGACGGGAGCGAUUGGGAAGACAAAAGAAGCGUGAGGCAUCCGCCGGGGUGGUCAGAGACUAUCAGAUGGAGAGCGAGUAG